CUUACUCACCCUCUCUGCGCGCCUUCAAAACGGAUAAAGUCCCUCCUGUAUCACUCUCUUUCUCCGAGCACCAAAGCCACUGAAGAAGAAGAAGAAGAACCAAACGGUCCAAAAAUGUUACUGAAUCCUAGUGGCCUCCAUUCGAGGCGCUACUAUCCACACUCUUCUCAUUUCUCACUCUCCUCUCGCUGCAAGCUCUCUCUGUCUCCAAGUUGCCCUUGCUUCAUCAAUUCCAAAAAAUCUUCCAAAUUCCGCUUCCUAUCUCUGCUUUUAUCUCCAAGAAACUACACUGGGAGGUUUAUUGUUAAAGCUUUGGCGCAAGAACCUCAAGUUUCGGAUUCUGAGACGCUCACCGCGGAUGCGCCGCCCUCUUUUCCUCAACCGGUGUCUGUCAAAAUCCCCUACGGUGACAGACAUAUUUUGGUUGAGACAGGUAAUAUGGGGAGACAAGCUAGUGCUGCUGUUACAGUGACAGAUGGUGAAACUAUUGUCUUCACUUCUGUUUGUUUGGCGGAUAUUCCAAGUGAGCCUUCCGAUUUUUUUCCUCUCUAUGUAAAUUAUCAAGAGCGUUUUUCUGCAGCUGGUCGGACCAGUGGAGGCUUUUUUAAACGAGAAGGGAGGACAAAGGAUCAUGAGGUCCUUGUUUGUAGAUUGAUUGAUCGGCCCCUACGCCCAACUAUGCUUAAGGGCUUUUACCAUGAAACUCAAAUACUAUCAUGGGUUUUGAGCUAUGAUGGUCUGCACUCCCCUGACGCUUUGUCAAUUACAGCAGCUGGAGUAGCAGUUGCUCUUUCGGAAGUGCCACAUUCAAAAAUAAUCGUAGGAGUUCGAGUUGGUCUAGUUGGUGAUAAGUUUGUUGUGAAUCCAACAACAAAGGAGAUGGAUGACUCAGAGUUGGACUUGGUUUUGGCUGGCUCUGAUGAUGCAAUAUUGAUGAUAGAGGGUUACUGUAAUUUCCUUUCGGAAGAAAAAUUGAUUCAAGCGGUGAAAGUUGGGCAGGAUGCAGUACGGGCAAUUUGUAAUGAGGUGGAAGCUCUAGUUAAGAAGUGUGGUAAACCAAAAAUGCUUGACACUAUCAAAUUACCACCUCCAGAGCUAUAUAAGCACGUUGAAGAAAUUGUUGGUGAGGACUUGGUGAAAGUGCUACAAAUCAAGAACAAAAUACCACGAAGAAAGGCUCUCACAGCAUUGGAAGAAAAAGUUCAAACAAUACUUACAGAGAAGGGAUAUGUCAGUAAAGAUGAAACUGUUGGAACUACUGAAUUAGUACCAGAUUUGUUUGAGGAUGAAGAUGAGGAUGAGGAAGUUGUUCUGGAUGGUGAAGUAGAUGAAGGUGAUGUCCACAUAAGGCCAAUUCCACGGAAAUCCAUUCCCUUGCUGUAUUCUGAGGUAGAUGUGAAGCUGGUGUUUAAAGAUGUUACAUCCAAAUUCCUACGGAGACGUAUUGUGGAGGGAGGAAAAAGAAGUGAUGGACGAUAUGCAGAUGGAAUACGCCCAAUCAACUCAAGAUGUGGAUUACUUCCUAGGGCACAUGGAAGUGCUCUUUUCACCCGUGGUGAAACACAGGCAUUGGCUGUGGUUACACUUGGGGAUAAACAAAUGGCACAAAGGAUAGACAAUCUUGUGGGCGAUGAUGAUGUGAAGAGUUUCUACCUUCAGUACACAUUCCCUCCAUCAUCUGUUGGGGAGGUUGGACGGAUUGGAGCACCUAGUAGAAGAGAAAUUGGUCAUGGAACACUCGCUGAGCGAGCUCUUGAACCUAUAUUGCCUUCUGAAGAUAAAUUUCCAUAUACUAUACGUGUAGAGAGUACCAUCACUGAGGCUUCAUGGCAUAAUAGCAUGGCCUCUGUUUGUGGAGGUUGCUUGGCAUUGCAAGAUGCUGGGGUUCCAAUAAAGUGCUCUAUUGCUGGGAUAGCAAUGGGUAUGGUAUUGGACACUGAAGAAUUUGGGGGAGAUGGAGCACCACUAAUUCUCUCUGACAUAACUGGAUCUGAAGAUGCAUCUGGAGAUAUGGAUUUUAAGGUUGCUGGAAAUGAAGAUGGUGUAACUGCAUUUCAGAUGGACAUAAAGGUGGGAGGAAUUACUUUACCAGUUAUGGAAAAGGCACUUCUACAGGCUAAAGAUGGCCGCAGACGUAUUCUUGCUGAAAUGAUAAAGUGCUCACCUCCCCCUACAAAUAGGCUUUCUAAGUAUGCCCCAGUGAUUCACAUUAUGAAGGUCAGUCCAGAGAAAAUUAACCUCAUCAUUGGAUCUGGUGGGAAGAAGGUGAAGAGUAUUAUUGAAGAAACUGGAGUAGAGGCUAUUGAGACUGAAGAUGAUGGAACAGUAAAAAUUACUGCAAAGGAUUUAUCAUGUCUAGAGAAAUCCAAAGCCAUUAUUAGUAAUCUGACAAUGGUCCCAACUGUUGGUGAUAUUUAUAGGAAUUGUGAGAUCAAAUCAAUUGCACCUUAUGGAGUUUUUGUUGAGAUAGCCCCUGGGCGCGAGGGGCUUUGCCAUAUUAGUGAGCUGAGUUCAAAUUGGCUUCCAAAGGCGGAAGAUGCUGUUAAAGUUGGAGACCGAAUUGAUGUUAAGCUUAUUGAGGUAAAUGAUAAAGGACAACUUCGCCUUAGCCACAAAGCACUACUUCCAGAAACAAAUGCUGAGAAUCCUCCUGCAAAGCCAGAUACAGGAGAUUCCACCAAAGAUGUUGCAGCUUCAAGUAAAACUGAUAGGAGUAUGCCAAAAAAAUCUGUGAGUGUAUUGAAGGAUGGUGCUGCUGAGGAGAAGAUACAACAUCCAAAGGAUACAGUUGGCACUCAAAAGGCUGUGAGCUCCUCGAAAGGCAAUACUACAGAGGACACUCUACUCUCACAGAAAAAGGUCAAGGCCAUUAAGAGAACUGGAAGCCCUUCAAAAGAGGUCUCCCCUAUUAACAAAGAAAGGACAAAGAAGAGCACAGUUUCAGUGACAAGAUUGGUCCCCUUAGUUUAUGGUGAUAAUGAUGAUGGAAGAGCCUCCAUGCUGACAAUAAAUUUGGGGUGUGAAUGGGCUGCACGAUGGUAGUGAUCACCUGCCUAUCUGAAAGUGCAAAUCAGUGCUUUUCAAAUAUUAAGCAGGAGUGGAACCUAAGGCGAUAUAUAGCUCUGUCAUCAUAUGUUUCUUUGAGAGGUAAUGUGUGCUGCAGAUGUUCUAAAGAAGUUGAUGCAUACCAUACAUUUUAUUUUUGGGGAAUUGGGGCAAGUAAAAACAUCUGCUAGAAUACAUGGAAUUUUGUUGUAUCAUUAACUGCAACAGCCAUUUCUUUCAUAAUGUUAAUCUCCAUCUCUUUCUCUU
Pistacia vera is the source of this 3312-nucleotide messenger RNA. Its product is annotated as polyribonucleotide nucleotidyltransferase 1, chloroplastic. The coding region runs from base 115 to 3042 and encodes 975 amino acids. NCBI's taxonomy places the organism in Eukaryota, Viridiplantae, Streptophyta, Magnoliopsida, Sapindales, Anacardiaceae. The record is from RefSeq and is a predicted model, not a curated record. Gene Ontology annotation, biological process: mitochondrial RNA 3'-end processing; mitochondrial mRNA catabolic process. Gene Ontology annotation, molecular function: polyribonucleotide nucleotidyltransferase activity; 3'-5'-RNA exonuclease activity; RNA binding. The transcript has 26 exons. Gene Ontology annotation, cellular component: mitochondrion; cytosol; chloroplast stroma.